AUGUUACGCUUCCUUGGACUCUCUUCGGCAACUAGCGACGCCAAGUCAGAAUCCUCACGAAGUCUUCCAGCUUCGUGGUACAGGUCCCCGGAACUGCAUCAGCUCGAGAGAAGGGCAAUUAUCUCGAGAAAGUGGAUCCUGGUGACACAUUCGCUACGAUUCAAGCAAGCAGGCGAAUUCGUCUCGUUCGUCUAUGCUGACUUCCCAUUCUUCCUCGUCCAAGACCGCGACGGCAACAUCAACGGCUUCCACAAUGUGUGCCGACACCGCGCAUACCCUGUCGUCGAGAAGAAGUCUGGCAAAGCGAGCAUCCUGAGCUGCAAAUACCACGGGUGGUCGUAUGGGUUCAAAGGCAAUCUUGCUAAAGCGCCGAGAUUCGAUACGGUAACCGGCUUCGAUAAGAGCCAGAAUGGCCUCCUUCCGAUCCAUGUUCGAGUGGAUCCUGCCGGCUUCAUCUGGGUUAACCUCCAAGCAGGCGAACCGGACGUCAAGUGGGAAGACGAGUUUGGCGGCGUGUACCAGAAGCCAAGGAUGCAGAACUUUGACUUCGCGGGAGGUUACAAGUAUGACCACGUCUGGGACAUGGAGCUGGAGGCCAAUUGGAAGGCGGUUAUUGAGAACUACAAUGAGUGCUACCAUUGCCCAACAUCGCACCCCUUGAUUGCGGGAGUAUCGGACUUGACGAAAUAUCAAGUGAAGCCGAGCGGGGGUUGCUUGGAGCACGAGAUCAUCAACAAGAAGGCUCAAGACGAAGAAGACGAGUUCCGGCGCUCGAUCACAUUCUUCUAUCCCUCAACUUCGGUCACAAUCACUCAGAACUUCUUUUACAUCCAGCGAAUGAUUCCAAUCAAUGCGACCAAAACCCGAAUCGAGAAUGAAGUGUAUCGAUCUCACAAUUCCACUGAUGCCGAGUUCGCUGCCAUCAAUGCAUUCUACAAGCAAGUGCUAGAGGAAGACCGAGAUUUGUGCAUCGGGGCACAGGAAAACCUCAGUGCUGGCGUGUUCAUAAGCGGCGAACUACACCCAGAGAAGGAAAGGGGCCCGAUUCAUUUCCAAAACACCGUUCGAGAAGAGGUGAUGAAACAUCGGCGAAGGGAACUGGCGCAAGGAGGCAGAGAAAUCUGGCCAGCCACGCCAAAUCUACUCGGGGAGAUGGGCACGGGGAAAUUAAACGAAGAUGAAGCUUUCUGCUCAGAACUAGAGAAAGCCAAUUGUGGUGGUCGUGAGGAACUAGCCUGGUGA
Colletotrichum phormii is the source of this 1242-nucleotide messenger RNA. Its product is annotated as Rieske domain-containing protein. Gene Ontology annotation, molecular function: iron ion binding; 2 iron, 2 sulfur cluster binding. The record is from RefSeq and is a predicted model, not a curated record. The transcript is spliced from 3 exons. Lineage: Eukaryota; Fungi; Ascomycota; Sordariomycetes; Glomerellales; Glomerellaceae. The coding region runs from base 1 to 1242 and encodes 413 amino acids.